Molecule: messenger RNA, 2646 nt
Organism: Diachasma alloeum
Lineage: Eukaryota; Metazoa; Arthropoda; Insecta; Hymenoptera; Braconidae
Gene: Hdc
Product: histidine decarboxylase
Exons: 15
Coding region: 297-2420 (707 amino acids)
Biological process (GO): L-histidine catabolic process; histamine biosynthetic process
Molecular function (GO): pyridoxal phosphate binding; histidine decarboxylase activity
Source: RefSeq, a predicted model, not a curated record
CCGGUCACCUCAGGGGCAUCGCAAGUCCGAAAGCCACAUUAUUAAUUUUGCUGCUUUUCGGUGGAACGCGGCCCCAUCCGCGAAUUAACCUUGACACAUGCGUGUAAAACGGUGCGAUAGGAAUUUCGAAAUUUGGGUACUGUGAAAACAGUCGCGAAAAGACCGUCUGUAGUUUAUCAGGAAUUACGACGGCUCGGAGAAUUGGAACAAAUUCAAAUAUCUUUCGGCUUUUGACGCUUGAUGCGGUACAUCUGAGGAGAUUUUCUGAUUUUAAUUGAACUACUGUUGCAGCUAAGAUGAACCUUGAGGAGUAUCGUAAACAUGGCAAGGAAAUGGUGGAUUACAUAGCGGACUACCUCGAGACAAUAAGAUCAAGACGAGUGUAUCCAGCUGUGUCGCCUGGCUACCUCAGGAACAUUCUGCCAGUGUCAGCGCCAGUGGAUGGAGAACCGUGGGAGAAUAUUUUCGAGGACAUCGAGAGGUGCAUCAUGCCAGGUGUCACACACUGGCAGAGUCCCCAUAUGCAUGCUUAUUUUCCAGCCCUCAAUUCACCGGCUAGUCUUAUUGCUGAUAUGCUUGCUGAUGCUAUUAAUUGUCUUGGAUUUACCUGGGCGUCAAGUCCAGCUUGUACAGAACUUGAAACAAUCGUUAUGAAUUGGCUCGGGAAAAUGAUCGGUCUGCCCGAGGAUUUUUUGCAUCGUCCCGGAGGUUCUGGAGGCGGUGUGAUUCAAACAACAGCCAGUGAGGCAACACUGGUGUGUCUCCUGGCAGCGAGAACAAGAGCCAUCAGGGCGAUACAAGAGAACGAGCCUGAUCGAUCACCGGCGGAAAUAAAUUCCCGACUCGUUGCCUAUUGUUCGGAUCAGGCACAUUCGAGUGUUGAAAAGGCUGGCCUGAUUGGAUUGGUGCAGAUGAGGUACAUCGAGGCUGAUGAGGAGCUCAGUAUGCGAGGAGACAUGCUGCUAGAGGCAGUCGACAGGGAUAGAAAAGCUGGUCUUGUACCUUUUUUCGUGUGUGCCACCCUGGGAACGACUGGCGCUUGCUCAUUCGAUAAUCUCAAAGAAAUUGGCCCUAUUUGUGAACGGAAUUGUCUAUGGUUACACAUUGAUGCAGCAUAUGCAGGUAGUGCUUUUGUCUGCCCAGAAUUUCGUGGUUGGCUACGUGGUAUCGAGUACGCCGAUUCACUCGCCUUCAAUCCAAGCAAAUGGUUGAUGGUUCACUUCGACUGCACAGCCAUGUGGGUGAAGAGCAGCCAGGCACUUCAUAGGACUUUUAAUGUUGAUCCACUCUAUUUGAAGCAUGAGAAUUCAGGUCUUGCCAUUGAUUAUAUGCACUGGCAAAUCCCCUUAUCCAAGAGGUUCAGAGCCCUCAAGCUGUGGUUUGUCAUCAGGAAUUAUGGGAUAACUGGCCUUCAGAAGCAUAUACGUGAGGGAGUCCGUUUAGCUCAGAAAUUCGAAGCCCUCGUCCUCGGCGACUGUCGAUUCGAAAUUCCUGCCAAGAGGCACCUGGGAAUGGUGGUCUUUCGACUUCGCGGAGAGAAUACCUUGACUGAGAAGUUGUUAAAGAAGAUGAACACCAGGGGAAAGGUUCAUUGUGUGCCUGCCGCUCUGCAUGGAAAAUAUGUUAUAAGAUUCACUGUCACUUCCACAAACACUACCAAUGAAGACAUCCUCCGAGACUGGGGAGAAAUAAAAAGCACAGCUAGCGAAAUUCUCGCAUCGAUCACUGGAUCGCCAGUGAGAGUUAAAGUAUCAUUAGCAGAAACACGUCAGAAAAACGAAAACUUCGGGUCUAGUCUCCUCCUCGCCAAUUCUCCAAUGUCCCCGAAAAUCGUCAAUGGAAGUUUUGCUGCGAUUUACGAUACAGCUGAUGUUUUCAAUGACUGCAUGAAGACAUUUGGCCAAUUGCGUUUGGAGCCAAGCGAUAGCCCAGCAAUGAGGCGACGAAUCAGAGGCAUCUUAAUGUCUGGCAAGCAAUUCUCAUUGGAUUCCCGAAUGGAUCUAGUCCAAGGAUUUGCGUCAUGUGGACGUCACUACACGGAGCCCCCAAAGAAUUCAAAGAAUUCCCCCCUCAUGGAAGAUGAAGAUGCCAACGGCAAGACCGAAUCGACACUCAGCAUCGAUAAGUCCAGUAUUACAAUAGACGGCUCUUACGAUAAUUCAUCAUCGAGAUCAAGCUCGGAGUACUCAGUUGAUGAUAGCCCAUUAGUCGAUAACAGGAGGACUCUGGUGCAAGGAGUGAAUGAAACUGUCGGUAAUGAUGAGUUUAACCUGGAUAAGGGAUUACCAAGGAGUGAAACGAUCGGUGGAUUUAGCAAUUUAACACCAACAAUCAUCACGAAUCUCUCUCACUCUGAUAAUGAGAUUCGUAAAGUGAAUGGAAAUGUCUGUGACAAGUGUGGACAUAUCAAGGAGCAGUAGAAAACCCUCGGAACGAAAACCAAAGCCAAAGACAGAACAAGAAGAAAAAUUAGAUUUAGAACGAAUUAAAAUUAAAGAAUAAAGAUAAGUUGGUGAAGAAAAAUGUCUCUUGAAAAAUGAUGAAUUGAUUCAACUGUUGUCGGAGGAUGAAUAAAAAAUUCCCUGAAUAAUUUGAAAUUAUGUUUUUAAUGUUCAGGCAAUCAAUAAAAAGUACAAAUAUCCAUUA